CUGUUUGUUACCGAGUAGAGGCCGACAGCGAGCUCCGAUCUCGCGCUAAAUAGAAACAUGGCCCCAGGGUACGUACCCGGGAGUUAAAACCCACUGUAAGGCUGUCUAAGCUCAUUUACGUAGGGAAAGCCAGUGAGAGGUGGUAAAACUGUCCUUGUUCUCAAAUAAACAGCCUGUGUCGCCGGGAGAUUAUACGUGUUAAUUCAGGACAGCGACAGUUAAUCUGAAGGUCAAAGCUCAACUUGUAGACCAUUUUUAACAAACAUCUCCAUGUAACGAGACAGUACUGACGAUUAUUGAACCGGGAAAGGAGGUACUGUACUUUCUGGAAGACUGGAAGACCUUUAAGAACAUCAACUCUGGACAUUGGAAACUAUUAACGAUUGGACAAUGUCCUCUCCUCACACACCGGUCGCCUCCCCACCAAUAUCACAGAAUGGUCACUCGUUUUCCAAAAUCUCCGGAGUGCCCUGCCCAGCGACACCAACCCGCUACACGGCACCUGUCCAUAUCGACGUAGGCGGAGUCAUAUAUACGUCAUCGUUGGAGACGCUUACUAAAUGCCCAGAGUCCAAGCUAGCACGUAUGUUCAAUGGCAACAUUCCUAUCAUUCUGGAUAGCCUCAAGCAACAUUACUUCAUCGAUCGGGAUGGCAAAAUGUUCCGCCACAUCCUCAACUAUCUCAGGUCCUCCCGGCUGAUGCUGCCCGAAGGCUUCCGAGAGUACGACCAGCUUAUUGAGGAGGCAAGAUACUACGAUUUACACGGCAUUGUCAGGGAAGUUGAGAUUUUGCGCAGGUGCAAGAAUAUCAAAAUGGAGAAAUCGGAAGUGGGAAGUUCAGUCAAUGCGCAGAAGCAGCACCAACCACAACAAAUGCGCAGUGGCGAGUUUUCCGACUGCAUUGCUGUCAGUAUCAGCCCCGAUCUUGGCGAAAGGAUUUCUCUCAGUGCCGAGAAACAUCUGCUAGAAGAAGUUUUCCCUGAGCUCACUCCAGCUCUGAUGGACUCCAGGAACUCUGGAUUUAACUUGGACAACAGAUACGUCAUUCGUUUCCCUGUCAAUGGCUUCUGCAAACUAAAUUCCAUCCAGGUCCUUCAGCGUCUGUUCAACCACAAGUUUCUUGUCCAUGCGUCUACAGGUGGAGGUGUCGAAGGCCAGCAAUUUACCGAGUACUUGUUUCUCCGAACCAAUUGCAAAUCGCUGUAGGAACGAGAUUACUCAUCCUAAAUAAAAACAUUUAUCACGUGCGCUUGACCGCAUGUUGAACUGUUGGAUAGAAAAACAUGACUGUGAAAGCUGUAAAUAAAGGUGUUGUUAAUUUGUUCCAUGACAGAUAACACUGACUUUUAGAAUACUUCCUGAGAGUAUCGGAACAUUUUUAGUGAAUAGGAAGUUCGAAAUGUUGAGUACUAUGUUGAACCAAGAGUUCAAAAAUUGUAUCUUUAUGUUGAAUCAGGAAUUCAGACUGUUGAAAGGAAUGUUGAACCGAAGUUCAAAAUGUCUAACGGAAUAUGAGUUAAGGAGGUAGAACCGGAAGUUCCCGAUGUACGUUCAGAACAAUUGGCGAAAAAAACGUCUUUAUUCCAAAGCCGAUGUCUGGUCUUUUGACUGAUAAAAGUCCCAUAUUUGUGUGAUUGCAUGUCCUUGUUAGUUAUAUGUUACGCUUGUACUUACUUAGAGACUGGCACAAUACAAUGUCAUUACUUUGAUCGAUUCAUCAGUUCCAUGUUACUUGUGUUGUGUAUAUAUUAUCAGCGUCCCGGUAUAUAAAGUAAUACGCAUGUAUUGAUGACGCAAUUGUUGUUACAGGUCCGAAAUGGAGCAUGCAUUGCACAGAUCGUAUAUGAUUUAUUGUGAUUGUAGAGCUGUUCUCGUCCACUACUUGUACUGAUGAACAAGGAUCCAAAAAAAAUAGCAAGGAAAGCAAUGCCACCUGUUUUACCAUAAUUAUUUUCUCCGUACAGUGCUGUUUUAUUUUUGAUGGCAAGUUUUUUGACUAUCAUGCUGUAAUAAAAUACCCUAAAGACAAGAAUACCUAAAAAUUCAUUUCUUUGAUUUAUAUUAUCGGAUGUGAUUAUGAAUAUCGAAGAUCAUUGAGAAAGCAUUUUUUUGUUUGGUUACGUACCCAGCUCCUUGUUUGGUUAAGUACCCAGCUCCUUGUUUGGUUUGAGUACCUAGCUCCUUGUUUGGUUAAGUACCCAGCUCAUUGUUUGGUUAAGCACCUAGCUCCUUGUUUGGUUAAGUACCCAGCUCCUUGUUUGAUUAAGUAACCAGCUCCUUGUUUGGUUUAAGUACCCAGCUUCUUGUUUGGUUAAGUACCCAGCUCCUUGUUUGGUUAAGUAACCAGCUCCUUGUUUGGUUUAAGUACCCAGCUUCUUGUUCUUAUGUGAAACUUAUGUUUCUGUUUAUUGUGUUUUUGACUACUUUAUUUUCAGCCUAUAGUUCCUUAGAUCAACACAUAAUUACAAUAUAAUUAUGAAAUAAAUUGUUAAUUUCCUAUAAAUUGAAACCCGACUGGACAAUAUAUUCGGAUGUGACAGUGUGCUGCCAGAAACUAGGUAAAGACAGAAAUGUUUUGUGUCCGGAUUUUACAUCGUUUUGUAGAGUCAUGUUUCAAUGCGCACCAUUAGAUUAAGUGAUCUAUUUUAGCUGUUUUUCUAAACGCGGUUUUAUUUACGUAAAAGUCUUGUCAACGGAGGUUUGAAUAGACAACAGUGUGCACUAAUACUGGUAGGUAUAGAAUACCCUUGUUAUGGAUUGUUCCGUUUUCAUUUUCUACAAAGAACAGAUGCCAAUUAUGUUACCUGAACUUGAAUCAUGAAAUCCAUUUGCUUUUACUUCUAUUUUGAAUGUGCCAUUAAACACGAUCACAUUUUC
Mizuhopecten yessoensis (Yesso scallop) is the source of this 2877-nucleotide messenger RNA. RefSeq names its product BTB/POZ domain-containing protein kctd15-like. NCBI's taxonomy places the organism in Eukaryota, Metazoa, Mollusca, Bivalvia, Pectinida, Pectinidae. The record is from RefSeq and is a predicted model, not a curated record. Bases 391 to 1206 code for a protein of 271 amino acids. Gene Ontology annotation, biological process: protein homooligomerization. Gene Ontology annotation, molecular function: protein binding. The transcript is spliced from 3 exons.